This is a messenger RNA of Humulus lupulus (European hop), 642 nucleotides long. RefSeq lists its product as uncharacterized. The record is from RefSeq and is a predicted model, not a curated record. The coding region runs from base 1 to 642 and encodes 213 amino acids. NCBI's taxonomy places the organism in Eukaryota, Viridiplantae, Streptophyta, Magnoliopsida, Rosales, Cannabaceae. The transcript has 2 exons.
AUGUUCACCAAAUUAAUAUCAAAAGCAGCAACGGCAAAUACCAGUCAAAAUGUUAUUACACUCAAGCUUCUGAUCGACGCAAAGAAAAAAGAGGUCAUAUUUGCUGAAGCAGGAAAGGAGUUUACAGAUUUCCUCUUCUCUAUUCUACGUUUGCCAAUUGGUACUAUGAUAAGGCUCUUCUUAACCAAUGAUAUUGGUAUGGUGGGUACCUUAGGCAAACUCUACAAAAGCUUAGAAAACCUAAGUGAAAAUUACAUGCAGUCUAAUCUCAACAAGGAUACCCUUCUCAAACCCGAGGAUUCAGCCGAAGAUGGCUCUGUGACUCAAGAAAAGCUAUACUAUUGUAGCUUCUGUAGUAAUUAUGGAAGCGAUAUCCCAAGUGCCAAUUGCCCUAAUUGCAGACGUGAGAUGAACAGGGAGUUAACUUACGUGCCAUCAUCAUCAUCAUCAUCAUCUGGGGCUGACCAGGAAGGUGGUUUCGUCAAAGGAGUGGUUACUUAUAUAAUAAUGGACGAUCUUGAAGUGAAGCCUAUCUCAAGCAUGGCUGUACUUAAUUCCUUCAAAGUUACAGAGGUUGGUGCUAUUGAGGAAAAGACUGUUUCAGUGGGGAUUGAGUUUGUUGAAGGCAUCACUGCAGACUGA